Messenger RNA from Paralichthys olivaceus (Japanese flounder), 3547 nucleotides. Its product is annotated as mitochondrial basic amino acids transporter-like. The record is from RefSeq and is a predicted model, not a curated record. Gene Ontology annotation, molecular function: high-affinity L-arginine transmembrane transporter activity. NCBI's taxonomy places the organism in Eukaryota, Metazoa, Chordata, Actinopteri, Pleuronectiformes, Paralichthyidae. Gene Ontology annotation, biological process: mitochondrial L-ornithine transmembrane transport. Gene Ontology annotation, cellular component: mitochondrion.
UUAUCUGGAGGAAGCGGGGUGUCGGCGUUGCCUCUCCGCUCCGAUUGGACAGAAACUCGAGCCGACGCCGGUAACUCCCGCCUCUUCUCCUAGCUUGCUGCUACAGCUGCACGGACGAAGGAGCGGCUGCCUGUCAUCGCCACUACGGUUCAUGGAGGUCGAGUAGGAGAGCAGCGGACUUUCAAUCGGUUAAACAGAGGACGAGUUUCAGCGACAACCGAACUGUAAAGACUUGUAGCCAAGAGACUCGUAACUAGCUAGCCGCUGCUAGCUAACAGAUAAGCUAGAUUUAACAGUAGCUGUCAGGUGCUUUAAGAAGUGAACGGUUUCUGAAAUCAAGGUUUCAAACACAUCCUCUUCAUUCAGACCACGAUCGAACCAUCCCUCAGCCGAGAAGAGACGCUGAAGAGCGGCGAUGGACUUCGUUGCAGGAUGCAUCGGAGGUGCUGCUGGAGUCUUGGUUGGACACCCGUUUGACACAGUAAAGGUGAGACUGCAGGUCCAGAGUGUUGAUAAGCCACUGUACCGCGGGACCUACCACUGUUUCCAGUCCAUUAUCCGGCAGGAGUCGCUGUUUGGUUUGUACAAAGGCAUUGGGUCCCCCAUGAUGGGCCUUACAUUCAUCAAUGCUAUAGUGUUUGGUGUUCAGGGAAACACCAUGCGUAAGCUGGGACAUGACACCCCCAUGAACCAGUUUCUUGCAGGUGCAGCAGCAGGUGCAAUCCAGUGUGUCAUCUGCUGCCCCAUGGAGCUGGCUAAGACCCGCAUGCAAAUGCAGGGCACCGGGGAGAAGAAAUCCUCCAGGAGGUUGUACAAGAACUCCCUGGACUGCUUGGUGCGCAUCUACAACCGUGAGGGUCUGAGGGGCGUGAACAGAGGCAUGGUGACCACGCUUAUCCGCGAAACACCUGGCUUCGGAGUGUAUUUCCUAGCCUACGAUGUGCUGACGCGUAGCCUUGGCUGUGAGCCCAACGACCGUUACAUGAUCCCCAAGCUGUUGUUUGCUGGGGGCAUGGCUGGCAUCGCCUCCUGGCUCUCCACUUACCCCGUGGAUGUGAUCAAAUCGCGGCUCCAGGCAGAUGGGGUGGGUGGAGUAAACCAGUACAGCAGCAUCGCUGACUGUGUGCGACAGAGUGUUAGGAGAGAGGGCUACAUGGUGUUCACGCGGGGCCUCACCUCCACGCUGCUGCGAGCCUUCCCUGUGAAUGCAGCUACCUUUGCUACAGUCACCCUCAUUCUCAUAUAUGCACGGGGGGUGGAAGAGCGACCACAAGACUGUGAGCAGGCUCAGCCAAGCCACCACGCACAGAUACAGCAGCAGGCUCAACCCUCCAGCCUGUGACCGCACAGAGAUCCUAAACCUGGGCACUUUACAAGAGCGUGGAAAGAAAUAACAAUACAAAUGAACCGUUUGCUAGCCAGUCAUUCCCAGUUUUGAGUCAGAAAAUAUCUGGUUUAUAUAAAACUCUUGUUUUUACUUCAUCUCACAAAGGAAACAAAGGAAAAACAACAUAUUUAUUUUUAGAUGAGAUUUAAGUUUAGGUUUGCCUCUAAAGUUGCAAACUCGUUAUGGGGAUGGCGUUGUCUCUAAUAACAUUAAUCAAUAAAAUUGAGAUAUGUAACAUGAGAUUCAUGAAAGCUUCCAACAGCAGCCUUUAUUUCCACUGAGUUCGACUUGUUACUGGCUGGGUAGUGUGUACAGUGUAGACACUCACAGUUGAUAUCUUGAUUUGAUAUAUCUUGAAAUGUGCAGUGUUUAACUGCACCUGUAUAUAAUGCUGAUUUAAAUUUGUUUCUUUUUAAAUGUAUAUUGGAAACAAAUUUUCCUGCCUUAUAAUAUCAAACCUUUAUUUUGUGUAAUGGCGCAGAAGCACCUUUUUCCUCUUCAGAGGAAAUAGCGAGCCAAGCAAGAGAAAAGGAAUGUAGCAUGUGACGUAAGGAACACACCUUAUCGCUUCUGUCCGCUUUUAAACCAAAACCAAUAUAGCAGCUAUGAUACGAUUAUCCCUAACGCACUAUCAGUCCAUUCAGCAUAUAAUUACCCUUUGUGGACAAAGAUCAUCUGGUCUGAAGGGCUCUUCAAGUGCUAAGUGUCUGCGUGUGAAUCAGACCUGUAGGGGGUGUUAUGUUUCUGUCUUGUUUGGCAUGUUGUGUUUUUUUCCAAAUAAUGUGACGUUUUAUCUUUGUAACUUUACUGCUGUAUUAAAUACCUAUUCCAGAUGUAGAACAUGGCGUGUCAUGUGGCACUGCACUGGUCACAUGACUUUUUAUUUUAUUUGUUUGUUUUACAUCUUACAAAUAAAAAUGAACUUUGAGUAUAUAUUUUAAAGCAGCACAUGAUGCAGUUAUUGCAAGGUCAUGCUAGGGUUGCCCUUAACAGUUCUGUAAUGUUUUUAUUUUUAAUUUAUUUAAAGAUUAAAAGGGGCUAACAAAAGUUCUAGAAUUUAUGAUGACCCUAAUUUAUUUCACUCUUGGAGGUUAGGGUUUCUGAUGGUGAUUGAAAUUGUUAUCUCUCAAAGGGUGCAGGAACAAUUGUUUUAUUAUCUUUAUUUACCUGAGACAAAAGGCCUAAAUUACAGUUAGUAUCCCUGUGGAAGAAUUAUUAUAAUAUUUUUUUAAAUUGACAGAUGUUUCUUUUGUGUACCAAUCAUUGAUAUACUGUAUUUAACCAUCUGUAUUGGGGCUUUAAUGAGAUGUAUUUAUUUGUGGAAGUUACAAUAUUAGCCAUGUACAGCUAUUAUUAAUGAGUGGGAAUUGCCUGCUUUCUGCAUGUGCGUGGUCAGAUGAUUUUUCUCUGCAUAUUUCCGUCUGAAUGUUUCUCGCUGCAAAGCAAUCAAGAGUUUCUCCCCCAGUCAUUUCCCAUCAGGGCAGUGAAUCAUCAGCUCGACAGAUAAUCUGCUCCGUCUAAAGUUGCAAAACUGGAAUCUAUGACUUGACAGACGAAUGUAAAGCCUGUUUUAACUCCGGGAUGUUCUGAUUGAAACCCUGAGGAGGAGAAAGUGUUUUUUGUGAAUCCUGUUGUUGGAAUUUAAACAUUACUUGUUUAAAUAGUUCAGUGCUGCUCAGACAUGUGAAAAAAAUCUGUGGUUGUGUUGCGGUUUGAUAGUCGGUGAUGAGGCCGGACAAAAAUGCAAAGGGGAGUGUUCAGUCAUUAUUUCCACCUUGUGAAAAUUGACUGUCAGAUGGUGUUUUUAAAUACACACAUCUGCAAAUGCCAUUUAACGGCUAAUACAAAAUUCAGCUCAUGCGCAAGAUGCAAUAUGUACAGGAUGUAACUGUAGUAAUGUGAGAUUGUUUUGAAGUGACUGGUAAUGUAAAUAUAUACAUAUAUAACCUAUUUUUCAGUAUAAAAUAGUUGUGUGGUCCCUGAAUGUCAGAGUCUGAGCAGGUUUUAAAGUCUCCAUUUGAUUUGAGUUCGCUGCUACACUGAAGAGGUUUUGACAGAAGAGCUGCACCAUGAUAUUUUUGUAACAUAGAUGUAUACAUAACCUGCUUGUCUCCAUUUGUCAUUGAGGAUCUGUACAAAUGGGUAAAUAAAAAUGAUUCA